UCUGAUUCCACUUGUUCGACCACGUUUACUUUCAUCUUAUUCUUGUCAGUUUUAUUUCAGUGUAAACUGGUGGAAAGGCAGCGCGACUUGGUUAAAAAAGACUACUUUUGUCAUCCUAACUCAAGUCAGCUGGAAGAAGGUUAAGAAGGUCCACUGUGUGAUAGCUGUUUGCUAUGAGCUCCACUGAAGAGAAACUCCAUCGGACAAACCUCCCAAAUAUCCCACCUUCCAUGUUCUACUUCUGAGUGUGGCCAAGAUUCCGGAUGUAAAGGCAAAAGAGAUAAAGGCCUUUACAGAGACAAAGAGGAAGACUAACAAACCUGUAAUAGUGGUUGUUAUGGUAAAAGGUUCAAGUGAAACCAGGCAUCACGUGUGAUGCUUGUGGUGAGAACUUCCUGCUUUGUCUCUCAACCUGUGACACAAUCAACAGUUUUUUUCAAGCAGCACCAUGCAGUUUGGCAAGCGGUUAAUUUCUUUGGAAGCAAGUCAAGAGGCUGAAUGUGUGGGAUGAAAGCACAAAGAAAGCAAAAAAAGAGGAAAAAACAACCAUGCUGAAGAGCCACCAGGUGGUCUAUAUUGGCCUGGAGCUAGUGAUUGCUCUCCUGGCUGUGGCUGGGAACAUCUUGGUCUGCUGGUCUGUCUGCCUCAACUCCAACCUGCAAAGCAUCACCAACUUCUUUGUGGUGUCACUGGCAGUGGCUGAUAUUGCUGUGGGGCUACUAGCAAUUCCUUUUGCCAUCACAAUUAGUGUGGGUUUCUGUGUUGACUUUUACGGCUGCCUGUUCAUCGCUUGCUUCGUCCUUGUGCUCACUCAGAGCUCCAUCUUCAGCCUGCUGGCAAUCGCUGUGGAUCGCUACAUCGCUAUCAAGAACCCACUCAGGUACAACAGUCUGGUGACAGGGCCAAGGGCAAAGGGCAUCAUCGCAUUGUGCUGGGCCCUUUCAGUUGGCAUUGGUCUGACACCGAUGUUUGGAUGGAAUACAGGUUGGAACUCUACCAUCAUUGCCACCAGGAACAGCAGCUGUCCUGAAGGCAUGACGCAGUGUUUUUUUGAGAAAGUGGUCACCUUGGACUACAUGGUCUAUUACAACUUCUUUGGCUGUGUGCUGGUCCCUUUGUUGGUCAUGCUGGGGAUCUAUGCCCAUAUCUUCAUGGCAGCACGGCGACAACUCCGACUAAUGAAUCUCAAAGUUGCACACACACCGGCUCCUGGACAGAGAGCUCUGUCUUCAGGCUCUUCUCGUUCGAUUCUGCAGAAGGAGGUGCAUGCUGCAAAAUCACUGGCCAUCAUCGUGGGUUUGUUUGCUUUCUGCUGGCUUCCUCUGCAUAUCAUCAAUUGUUUUAACCACCUGUGCCAGGACUGUGAGCGUCCGCACAUCUGGGUGAUGAACAUCGCUAUCAUUCUCUCCCAUGCCAACUCUGUUGUAAAUCCCUUCAUCUAUGCCUACCGUAUUCGGGAGUUCAGACAGACUUUUAGAAGGAUUUUGCACCAGCACAUCCCGGGACAGAGAAAUGGGAUUGGGAGUACUGACAGCAGAGGUGUUGGGAGCUCUAACAGCAUCAGACGGACCUCCCACACUAGUAAAGAUUGUUCAUCACAUGGCACAGUGGUAAAAAGUUACAUCCCGAACCCCAGCUCUGAUCAAACUGGACAAAAAGCUACUAAUGAAACAUUUUGCCACUGGGCAUCAAAUUUCGAUGCUGCAUCAAACAGCCACAUACCCAAUGGACACCAAGUAAAAAGUGAUACUGUGUCAGCAGUGCAGGAGCAGCCAGGCAUGACAUUUUCUGCACACAGUGUAGUAGAGUCAGCCAUGUAUAUGGGAGAAGCAGUGGAUGUUUUUGAGCUGAGCAGCAGGGGAAAUUGCACUGCUUUUGUAAAUCUUCAAGCCUUCUCCCCAAAACAGACUGAUUGUACCUGCUCUACAAAUGUUAGAGAAGUCUCAUGACAAAGAUGUUUGUGUAUUAAAUAUGUUUCUCCAACAAAACACACCUCACAUUGUGCAAACAUAACAUGACAAAAGACUGAUAAUGGUUCAACAAAUUAGCAAAACAGCUUUUUAUGUCAUAUUAGUUUGAUAUUUGAUCUCAUAAACCAGGUCUAGGUCAGAUGUGAUGCACAGCAAACAUGCAUAUUGCUCAAAGCAAGUGGACGUUUAAUAUGCGCUGUUUAUGUUUUCUUGCAACGUUUGGUAGGGACAUCUUUGAGAUUAAUGCUCUUUUUUUAGUAAGAAAAAUGUGCACCUUAAUCUUGACUAAUUUCUUUGAUGUACAUUGCCAAGUAAGAGUUUUCAAAACUUAUUCAAGUUUUCCAGAUUAUGUGAACUUUUAAGCUCAUGUUUAAAUCAAUUCCAAUUUUUUUUUUCUUUUUUAUCCAUGUAAGUCUCCACAGUGAGAAAGUGAGAAACACUAACUGUUGGGGGGGAUUUUGUUGAUGCAAUAAAAAUAUAGGACUGGAAUA
This is a messenger RNA of Melanotaenia boesemani (Boeseman's rainbowfish), 2461 nucleotides long. RefSeq names its product adenosine receptor A2b-like. The transcript is spliced from 6 exons. Gene Ontology annotation, cellular component: membrane. Gene Ontology annotation, molecular function: G protein-coupled adenosine receptor activity. NCBI's taxonomy places the organism in Eukaryota, Metazoa, Chordata, Actinopteri, Atheriniformes, Melanotaeniidae. The record is from RefSeq and is a predicted model, not a curated record. Gene Ontology annotation, biological process: adenylate cyclase-activating G protein-coupled receptor signaling pathway; G protein-coupled adenosine receptor signaling pathway. Bases 549 to 1949 code for a protein of 466 amino acids.